This is a messenger RNA of Paramuricea clavata, 14745 nucleotides long. NCBI's taxonomy places the organism in Eukaryota, Metazoa, Cnidaria, Anthozoa, Malacalcyonacea, Plexauridae. The record is from the annotation of a GenBank genome assembly.
AUGACUGAUCUUCUAAGCAAGAUUCAGCUUGCUUGCCCGCAAUUUUAUGUUUACGGUCAUGGUGCAACUUGUCAGGUGCAUAGUUUUGUUUUCACCAUGAAUUGCUUCGUGCUGAUUAAACAAUAUAUAAAAAUGAUAUUAUAUAAUUAUUUAGAUAUUGUAUUCGGUUAAAUUUGGUGCUUUUACAAAAUAGUUGAAUUAUAUAAAAUGAAAUCGUGCAUUUCUUACUAUGACUUACAUUAUUUUUCAUUAUGUAUUCAGUGUUAUUUAUCUAAUUAUUUCAUUGAAGUUUUUGUCUUUUAGUUGUUGUACAGUCCAGGAUGUCUUGAAGGGUGGGGAAUGGUUGACGGAGAAGUCAUGGAAAGACUUUGGUCUUAUCUUAGGUUGUUUAGAAAGAUGACAAAAGAAAUGACUGCCAGCCACCGAGAAGACAUAUUGUCAGAUGCUUUGUAUUUUUAUGCAAAGAAACACAGAUCAAAAAUAGGUAAAGCGUGGCUGGCAUAUCUGUGAUACUUCUAUGCACUUGUGUAAAUAUAGUAUUUGAGUCUUAAGUUCCUAUAGAUUUUAGGCAUUUAUCUUUUCAUUUUAGUACUGUUAUUAAAAGCACAAAAGCAAAGGUGUGCAGAACUGCUUGAAAUCACCAGUUCAGAAAUUAACAAGUUGAGAGAUAACUCGCCAGAUAUAAUUACUCUACAUUAUACAGAAAAUGCAUAUAACAGAACCCUGCACAUGACAGAACCCUGCACAUGACAUUUGUGUAUAGGUAUUUUUACUCAGAGAUUUUGCUUGUAUCAGUUCCAAUUACAGAGAGCAUGAUAGAGCAGUGGAGAGAUCAGGAGAGCGAACUUCUAAGAAAAUCAAAGCCGGAUGAAGGUUGUUCUGGCAUUUGUUUAAUCUGACUCAUUUUUAUAACAUUCAGGGUUAUGCUGUAUUAAUAGCAUACAUAUAAAUGCGCAGCUUUAUAUUAAAGUUGAUCAUCACGAUUGAUUAAUGGAUAUUUGUAUUUCUUUUAUUCAGUUGAUCUUGGUGCAAAUGGUUGGAUACUGUUUUAUGUUGUUGAUCUUGGUGCAAACGGUUUUACGUCAGUAUUACUCGGCAAAGUAAUAAUGGUCAGGGGCGGAUUUUCUGGGGGGUAUUUUCUGCACAGUAUGCACUAUGACGUACAUACAACUUUUUCAUCUUCUUAAGAGAAUAAAUUCGUGUGACAAACGUUGUAGGGACGUUGCAUUAAAUGUGUACAUUAAGACGUUCAGAUGACGUGGGUUCGACGUUAUGUUUUAACUCUAAUGCAACGUUUUAUAGUGACGUAUUGCAUGGACAUUUAUACAAUGUCUGUGCAACGUUAUAGAUUAACCUUCGUUCAACGUUAUGCCAUGGCUACCACUGACCUUCUAACAACGUCUGGCCAACGUUACGUUAUUACUUUAAAGCAACGUUCCCUCUAACGAAAUGAACAUGGCGCAAAAACAUUCAAACAACGUUUGCACAACGUUAUAUUUUACACAGUAGACAACGUUACAGUGUGACAUUCCAAUAACAUCUGCGCGACGUUAUAUAUCACAUGUUGAAACAACGUUUUCCCCACCAACAAAGUGAACAUGGCACAGAAACAUUCCAACAACGUUUGCGCUACGUUAUAUUUUAUAAUUCAAGUAACGCACAGGCAUGCACAUGAUCAGAUAUCGGACUGACUCAACUGCUAUAUUAAAAUAAACGUUGUCAUUAAAUGUAGUUGAAUAAGGCAUAACAUUUAUAGCCACGGCGGUCAACAUCAGAGAUUUGACUGAUUAAUCAGACCAGUAAUUAUUACUCUACCAUGAUCGACAGACGUAUGUGGAUGUUGUUUAAUACUAAGACACAUAUUUAUAUAUUGAACUAUAUUUAUUCUUCUUGAAUGCCUAUAUAGCUGCCAUGCCAAUAUAAGAUUGUGCAACUAUAUAAACACGAGGUGAUCAAAACAUACGUUUUAACAACAUCUGUUCGACGUUAUUUCGAACAUCAAAGCAUAAUCUCCAGGCAACGUUAUAUUUCAAUGUUAUAGUGACCUUACAGUGUAGUAUAUAUAGCUAGAGUGACUGAUUCGAACAAACUGAACACCAGUUUGCUUUUCCAAAGCAAUUCUGGCUGGAGUUGCUCCAAAGAAAGGCUUUCUGACAGCGAUUGGCAUAAUGCCUGAGCGUGGGUUAUGCAUCAAUAACGAUGAACCAAUCAGAUGAACCAAUCAGCACGCUGAUUGGUUGAGCUAAUGCUGAAGCAUAUUAUGUUUAUUUUGUGGUCGUUUUGCCAAUACUCUCCCUCGCCUGUUGCGGCUAUUUCUUCUGGGUGCUUGGCUGUUCUCUAUAUUACUUGUGAUAUCGACGCGUUCAAUGUAAGUAUAAAUACUGUGUGUAUAUGCUUCUUUAAAUUGUGUAAUCAGGGCUAUAUAACAACGUAUAUUCAUAGUAAUAUUUUGCAUUAUUUUGCAGCAUCUCUGGAAUAUACUCUCUGUUGCCUUGCGAUAUUUGAAGCUACAAAAUACCCACUACAGAUCAAUACAGAGACUUUGAUGUAAGUAUAUAUUAAAUAAAUUUGUUAUUUAUAAUGCUAUUGAUCUUAUACUAUGAUAUUACUUCUAUGAUAUCACAUAUGUGCAUGAAGUCUACCUGAGUCAUGGUCGUUUACCUGAGUCAUCGAAGGAAAUUAUGUCUGCUACAAACAAUUUCUUUAAUUUUGUCGGUUUGCGCUAAAUUCGUAACCACCUAGUUUGGCUUGUUAAAGGCGAAAUAUGAACUAGGAGUUGCUUUUACAGGUUAUUACAAUUAAUAUAUACUAUAUAUAGUAUAAGAAGUAUUAGCAUAUUUGCCGGGAAGAAGUCCUUAGGUGAUUUCCUGAAAGGCCAAAGGUUGUUGUUUUGAUAAUUUCAAAGAUGGCCGCCUCAAGUCUUUCGCAUAUAAAAAUAUUCUGAAAAUAUGGAUCACUCUUAAUUACAGCUUGUAUAUUCUUUAAGUCAGACCAGAAACAUUUGUUUGAAAUAUUAGUAAUAGCACAAUCUCACAUUAAAACAAAUGCUUGUAUAACUGGGCAGUUAGAAUGACCUGACUGUGUGUGGCAGGGCAAAAAUAUACAUGUUUGGCACACUGGAAGUGCCCACAUUGCCCCAAACCGAAAAGUAAGGUUUAAAACAGAAGUAAUAAGUACUCAAAAACAGAGAAAUAUAGCAAACAAACACAGAUGGUCAGCAUCAAGGCAGGAUUAAAAUGGAUUGUUAUAAAAAUACCAAUUAUUUAGUAAUAUCACAUUUUGCACCACAGUCUUCAACAAUUGCCAUUAAAACAAUGCUUUGAUUUAUUUUUUUGAUGAUUUUCAUUAAUCCACUACCUUCAAAUAAAACUUGAUUGACAGCCAAAUGUUUCAAAACUACAAGAGACUGUAUAAAUUGUCAAUUUUAAUUGCCUGUGCAUGAAAUAUAUUGUGUGUUAACAUACUACAUAUGCAUAGGUGUAUGGUCAGGGAAGCAGCUAUACCUGGUGGGCUGCCGCUACCAAUGGAGUUGACUGACCGGGCUAUUGUAUAUAUUUUAGGCAUAUCGCUAUAACCCCAGUUUUUUUACCCCUGCCAAUGUGAUCAACUGAUCGAGUAUUUAAGUUCCUGAGCUGGGAUGGACAUAAAAUGCUCAAAUGCCCUACUAGUACUUUAGUAACUUGCUAAAUUAAUGCCCACAGUAUAUUGGCAAAGCCUCAUUAUUCUUAAAGAUGCGGUAAAGUCCGUUCUGCGCAUAUAUUCUGCACAUCAAAACAUUCCAUCAGUGGGGGAGCAACCUUUGGAAUGUUGUCAAUAUUUCGCACCUUCCAAACUUUCUUUAAUUGAAUCUCUAGUCUGUAUUCAUUUACAACAAGCAUAACGAACCAGAAAAGUGUUAAAAAUUCAGUAUAAUAUAUAUCUAAUCAUAUUUUACAACUGUACCACUGAGUUCAAAAUGUAAACAAAGCGUUUGUUUACAUUACAAACUUUACAUCACCUUUAAUUAAUUGUGUUAGCGUUUUCUUGUUAAAAAGAUUUAUUUAUUAGAAGCUUUCGACUGCCAGUCUGCAGUCUUUGACGGGUAGAUUAAUAAUGUGCUAGUGAUAUAAGAUAUGAUACAAAGUGAAUAGUGCUAUACAAUAGCGGUUUACAAUUACAUUUAUAAUAAUAUAAUAAUAAUAAUAAUAAUAAUAAUAUAAUUUAAUUUGCCACCAUUACAACAUUUUGUAAAGAAAAAAUAAAUUAUUUACAAUAAUUAAUGAUAAUAGUGGCAAGGAAGCUUAAAAAAGAAACCAUAAGGCUUAUGUAAAUUUAAGCUUCCUCAUUUAUCGGGGGUAUAUAUAAAUAUCAAAUAACAUUUCAAGAUUUGAUAAAUUAUGGACAAUAUGAGUGUAGGUAUUAAUGGAUAAUAAUUAAAUACAAAUUCACACCAAUUAUAAAUAGGUACACACUUGAUUCUAUUGGCGCACAGUAACAAAGAAUAUUCAUUCAUUUCGUUAUAGAUUUAUAAGAAAUAAAAAAAUCAUUUUAAUGUAUAAGGUAAUUAUUUAUUUUAUAAUAAAUAAUUUUUUAAUUUUCUUUUAAAAGAAACAAAAGAAGUAAUAUUAAUAAUAUCAAUAGGUAGUGAGUUAAAAAACUUUGGACCCUGGAAUCUUACAGAAAAUUGUCGGAUAUUUGUACGACACAAUGGAGUUCUAAUGGCCAUCGCACUCCUUGUAUUAUAUGAGUGGACUUGAUAAUUUGAUACAAACAUAUCAUUAAAUUUACUUGGUAAAAGACCACUGCGAUAAGAGUACAUAAAUUUACCCAGUUGAAAUAGAAGAAUAUCAUUAACUUUAAGGAUAGAACAGUUCUUAAAUAAAGGUUCUGUAUGUGCAUCAAAUUUACAUUUAUUUAGAAUUCUAAUUGCUCGCUUUUGCAGUAUAUUGAUACGAUGAAGAUUAUUUUGAUACGUUGAAGCCCAAACAAUAUUACAAUAUUGGAUAUACGGGUAAACAAUUGAAUAGUACAAAGUGAGUAAGGAUUUCUUAAGUAGAUAAAAACUGGCUCUUAACAUUAUUCCUAUGGAUUUAGACAUUUUACGUGCUACAUACGAAAUGUGUGAUUUCCAAGAUAAUUCCUCAUCCAAUACUACCCCUAAAAAGACAGUUUCUUUCACUUGCUCAAUAUAUUCAUUAUUAAUGAUUAAUUGAAAAGUAUAAUUAUAUUUCUUUUGUCUUGGUUUAAAUACAAUAAAUUUUGUUUUUUCUAAGUUUAAUGAAAGCUUAUUUGAUUUAAACCAGUCUGACAAUUUUCUAAUUUCAAUAUUCAAAAUAUUAGUUAAUUCUAUUGGGUCUUUAUUCGAAAUAAAUAAGUUUGUAUCAUCCGCAAAUAAGAUAAGCUCCAAUAUACUUGACACAUGGAUUAUAUCAUUGAUAUAUAUUAAAAAGAGCAGCGGACCAAGGAUAGAACCUUGUGGGACCCCACAUUGUAUUUUAUUAGGACAGGAACAGUAAUCAUUAAAUUGAACGAAUUGUGUUCUAUUUGAGAAAUAACUCUUCAUCCAGUCCAAAGCUAAUCCACAAAUUCCGUAAUGGUCAAGCUUAUCAAAAAGAAUAUUGUGGUCUAAAGUGUCAAAGGCUUUAGAUAAGUCUAAAAUUACACCAACUGCAAACUCUUUUUGAUCAAUUGCUAUUUUAUCAUAAAGAUCCACCAGGGCUAAAGAAGUGGAAUGGUUUUUUCUAAAACCAUAUUGGUUUUCAGACAAGAUACUAUUUUUAUUUAGGUAAUUUAACAUCCGGUUAUAUAUAACUCUUUCCAGAAAUUUCGAGAAACAAGGAAGAAUAGAAAUUGGUCUAUAAUUUGUAAAUAGUGUUCUAUCACCUGAUUUAAACAGGGGAAUAACACGAGCAAUCUUCAUUUCAUUUGGCACAAUACCAUGAGUAAUAGAUAAGUUGAUAAUAUGAGUUAGAGGUUUAGCAAUUAUGUUUAUAGUUUGCUUUAUUAUUAACAUGGGAACUUUGUCAUAUCCAUAUGUUUUGUUUGAUUGAAAACUUUUAGAAAUCUCAAUAAUUUCAUUUUCUGUUGCCGGGUUAAAAAAUAUGGAAUUAGGAUAUUGGCCUACAAGAGAAUUUAGAUGAGAGUUUGGAGUAGAUUGUAUUCUUUUAGCAAGAUUUGGACCUAUGUUUGAGAAAUAGUUACAAAAUCUAUUAGCAAUUUCUAUGGGAUCAGAAAUUUCAAAAUUAUCUACUUUAAAUGAUGAUGGGAAUUUCAGUUUUGACCGCUUCUUAUUUAUGACUUCAUUAAGUGUCUUCCAAGUAGAUUUAAUGUUUGAUUUCUCAUUUUCUAACCUCUUUGUGUAAUAUAAUGAUUUAGCAACUCUCAAAGAGUGGGUCAAUUUGUUUUUAUACUUUUUAUAAGAUAUCUCAUUAGCAAGAGUUGGGUCACUUAUAUAUUGUUUAUAUAGUUUAUUUUUCCUUUUUAUGGAUCUUAGCAAACCUUUUGAUAACCAAGGCUUGUCAAUCUUGUGAUGUUUUAUCUUUAUUCUUCUUAAAGGAAAACAGUUGUUAUAAAUUUCUGUAUACUUAGCUAAAAAAGUAUUGUAAGAAUUGUAAGGGUCAUCAUAGUAUUUAAGUUGGGACCAGUUAAUACUACCCAAUUGCUCAAUGAAUUUAUUUAUAUUAGUUUUGUUUUUAUCUCUGAAAGUAAUUUUUCAUUAGUAUUAUCACAAUAAUUCAUGUCUUCACAGCUAAUUGAAAACACACGCAAGUGAUCAGAAAUAUCUGUAAAUAACAGGCCACUUGUAGAUAUGGAAGAGAAGUUGUUCGUAAAUAUGUUAUCGAUUAAUGUUGAAGUAUGAGCUGUUAUUCUUGUUGGACAAGUUAUAAGUGGAAUAAACAUAUUUGAAUACAUUCCAUCUAAAAUUCACAAGUCAAGGAAUGACUGUCAUAGUUCAAUAAAUUUAGGUUAAAAUCACCCAUUAUAUAACAGGUUUUAUUUUCAUUAGAAAUUUUUCCUAUUAUAUCAUACUUGCUUAGAAAAGAAUUGGCAUUUUGAUUUGGUGGUCGAUAAAUUAUUCCAAUAAUGAUAUUUUUACCAUGGGGUAUGCAAACUUCAAUAAAUAAGGAUUCCGCAACAUCAUCAUCAUCAAAAAUUAAAUCAGUACGUAUUUUAGAGGUAAAGCAAUCCGACAAGUACAAACCAACAAACCAACACCUCCACCAAUUUUAUUAACCCUGUGUUUAUGAAAAAAAUUAUAUCCCUCAAUAUCAACAGAGUGUUCUGAGUUUUUUAGCCAAGUUUCAGUUAUCCCAAUUACUGAAAAUUCAAUAUUCAGAGUACUUAAUAAGUUUGUUAAAUUUGAUAAAUUACUUUCAAGACUGCGGAUGUUUAGAUGAAAUAAUGAAAAACUGGAAGCACAGGAAAUCUGUGAAUUUAACAUUUUGUUAAACUGAUCUUCAACAAAAUAAUCGCAGUGGUUAACGAAAUUAUCAUAAAAAUGUGAGUCUGGGUCCAGAUCAUUAGACAGAAAGGGGCGAUGGCCUGCACCCGAAAUCAAUGGAUUAUAAUUUAAACUGAUUAAUCUCUCUUGACUGAAAUUAAUAGGGCCGUUUUUUAACUCAAACAUUUCUAAGAAAAAUUCAAAGUCGUCAAGACCAUGAAAAGGCAAAGCAUUCAUUGACAUUGAAGACUGCAUGAUAAAUAAAAUUAAUAUACAUUAAUUAUUUAGAAUUACUUAGCUUCAUAGAGAGCUAGGGUGUAAAAUUUGCACUGAACAACUCAAACUCCUUCACUGAUUUGAAUGAUACAGCAGCAUCAGUAUCAAUUUUCUUCACAUAGGACUUGCCAUAUUUGGUCCAAGCAUACUUGAAAUUAUAUUUUCUCCGGAAUUCCCUCACUUUAUAAAACAGCUCCUUGGCUUUAGGUGUCAAGCUUUCGUUAAUAUAUAAUUUAUUCACUGAUUGCGAAAAACCAACAAAAUUUGAUGAGUUGAGACCUCUCAGACGACCUUUAUUAUGGUAUACAGCAUCUCUGAUGUUUCGACUGAUAAAUUUAGCAAUUAUUGGAGGCGUAGUACCUUCUCUAGAUGGUAAACGAUGACUCACUGAGACAUCUGAAGGUUGAAUGUCGACUGCAAUUAACUUACACAUUUCAGUAACCAACUCAUCAGUAUUCUCACUUGGCAUUUCGGGUACGCCAUGGAAUUCCAGGUAAUCCCUUCGAGAAUAUAAUUUAAGAUCUUCUUGCGCUUCCUCUAACUCAAGUAUUUUCGAACUCAUUUGAUUCAUCUCGUACUUUAAUUUUUCAUUUUCGACUUUCAACUGAUUGUUUUCCUCUUUUUAUGAGUUUACUGCAGCUAAUAGUUCAUCGAAUUUAGCACCAAUAAAAUUUUGGCUAUUUUGAAUGACUAGCAUUUCUUCUUGAGACUUUUUAUGUUGCUUGCAGACAACAUCAUUAAGAUCCUUUAUCUGACCUUUACCUGAUCAUUAAGAUCCAUUUACUGACACAAAAGACAAUUGCUGACAGUUCUGCCCAUGUAGAAGAUUGUGACUAAUUAUUAAAAAGUUUUCUUACUUAUUAAAAAAUAUUAUUUAAAAUUUAUAGUUUUUCAUUAUUCUGAUACAUAUACAUAUCAUCAUAUCAUUGAUAACUGGCUCCAAAUGAUUUUUCGAGUUAGCAAAGCAGCAAGCAAGUAACUUCAGGCUUACAUACUUAGUGGCUAGGUUGGCUGGCCACACUACACAGACUUUUUGGAGAUAGCCAGUAAUAACUCUACAAUGCUUCUUUUAACUUAGUUUUAAAUUACACAUAUUACUCAAGUAUAUUGAGUAACUUGUGUAGCACAAAUUGCUUUAGACUUUUAAUUUCUGCAGCAACACAUAUUUCCCCCUGAAAUUCUACUCAUCCACUGAAAUUCUACUUGUGAUGUAAUAUAUAGGUGUAUUGAUCUUUCUACGCCAAAAAAUUAAUUAUACUUGACCAUAGCAGGGAAUCCUCGACUUUCACAUUUCUAGAAUGACACUAUACCCAUCUGAGCUACAAGGCCAAGAUGGGAACAAUGUUACUGUACUUGGCUCAAUCCUAAUUUGCAUACACUAAUAACAUACAUAAACUUGCUAAUAUUCCUCCCUCAAUAAGUAUUCAAUUUUUCAAUUGAAAAACUUUCCUUUCUGUAGGUUUAUUAACAUCCAUAACAUCAAUUAUCUCUGCCUUAAAAUCAUUAAGACCCGAAUGACCCUCCUCAAAAAAAUGUUCGUACAAAUGUUGACCACAUAUCCCUUUGGUCCUUAGAAAAUGAGGUGAUAUCAGUUUUAUUUUGAGAUUGGAGAAAACCUACAAGUUCAUGCAUAUAAAUUAAAACAAAGCAACUAUAUAAUGCUUUUCUACAACUGACAGUUAUUUAAAUAUAGAUGCGCGGCCAGGAUAAGACAUAUUAAAUUCAAAUGUUCUCUGACCAAAUAUUUUAUUUGACGAGCUAUCGGCUAUCAGAUUUAUAGUCUUCAAUGGGUAACUAACUAAGCUGUUGAAUUUAAUAUGACAGUUAUUUGUUCUAUAGCUGUGGUAAUGAAAGCAACUAAGCGAGCACAGUACAAAUGAACCUGGGCUGCAGCAGCUCUAACUUUGAGACGUGCUCAGUGUGAUGCCACACCUUCUGAAGAUGAAAGUACAGAGUUACUUGAACUCUCUUUUAAUUCAUCGUCAGCAAACAGUAGCACUGAGUCUGAACAAGAUGUCCUGGAGCCUUCCCCCAAACGUGGACAGACCUGCGCAGAAGCAAACUGUUCAAGUACUCAAAGUGUAAAUGAUGGUUUUCUUGCCGAAGGCUUAGGAAACUGGGCUAACAAGUUUCUCAUCAAACACAAUGCGCUUGAUGGACUUCUUGUUCUUCUCAAGGAGAAUGGCCAUCCAAAUUUGCCUGUUACUCCCCGUACAUUGUUGUAAACAGAAAGGAAUAUUACUAUUCAAAAAAAGUCUGGGAUGGAGUAUAUUUAUUUCCGUCUAGCUAGUCAGUUGUUGAAGCACUUUAAAAAGUACCCCCCAGAUACAGUUAGGGGGACAAACUCUCUAGAAAUUUCAUUGAAUGUCAAUGGUCUUCCAUUAUUCAAGAGUUCAGGCAUGUCUUUGUGGCCAGUGUUAUGUGCCAUUGUUAGCAUGAAGCCUGUAAUAGUUUUUCCUGUUGUGCUAACUUGUGGUAAAUCAAAACCUAAAGAUUUAGAAUUCUUGGAAGAUGUUAUUAGAGAUUUGGACGAUGUUCUGGAAAAUGGACAACAGGAUGGUGGUCGGUUAGUUGAAGUUACUUUGAGGUGCGUUGUUUGUGAUGCUCCCGCAAGAGCUCUUGUAAAAGGCACUAAGUUAUGCUCCGGUUAUUUUGGAUGUGACAAAUGUGCACAAAAGGGCUUGUGGGUUGGAAGAGUGAUAUAUCCUUUGGCGAAAGAUAUUGAAUUGCGCACAGAUACCUCCUUCAGAGAACAAACUGAUGAAGGACAUCAUCAUGGUACAAGUCCAUUCUGUAAUCUUCAAGUUGACAUGAUUAAAAAAUUUCCAGUUGACUAUAUGCAUCAACUGUGUUUAGGAGUCACUAGGAAAUUGAUUUUGACAUGGAUGAGAGGAAAACGUCAAGUGAAAAUAUCGGCUGGUCAAGUGGAAACAAUUAGUACUAAAUUACUAGACCUCAAAUCUUGCAUACCUAGCACAUUUGCACGGAAGCCAAGGAGUUUGGUUGAUGUUGACCGGUGGAAAGCCACUGAAUUUAGACAGUUCCUUUUAUAUACGGGUAAGAACGUUUAAACAGUAUCCUAAGAGAAGAACAAUUUGAGCACUUCUUGUGUCUUAGUGUUGCCAGUUGUAUUUUGGUGUGUCCAAUGUUAAGUCAGUCUCAUUGAGACUAUGCCAAACAGCUCAUGGAAUACUUUGUCGAGCAGGUGAGAAUUUUAUAUGGUGAUGAAUUUUUGGUCUAUAAUGUGCAUAGCAUGGUUCAUUUGGCUGAUGAAGUGAAAGAAUUUGGCAGCUUGGAUGCAUGUAGUUCCUUCCCAUUUGAGAACCACAUGCAAAAGUUAAAAAGACUUGUACGGUCCGGAAAGAACCCUAUUGCACAGGUUGCCAAACGAAUGAGUAUUCUGGUGCUAUUGAACCCACACAUGAAGCGAAAAUCAGUAUAAAGAAACCAGACAAUGCUUUUCUUUUUCACGGUUCUGGUUCAUCUUGUUGUGAAGUGGUUGACAACGUUGGUAAUCUUGAUGAGAAUGGAAAUGAAUUAUAUCGCUGUCGAGUUUAUGAGAAAACCGAUACUCUUUUUACGACUCCAUGUGAUUCUCGGCUAAUUGAUGUUUAUAAGGCUACUGUUCGCUGGACAACAAUGAAAAACCUUCCUUUCCACCUUCUCAAGUGAAAGGCAAUAAAGAUUGACCUUGGUCAUGAGAAAAUCGUGUUCAUGGCUGUAUUGCACACCAACAGUUAGUGGUUAUUAAGGUACUAAAUAAUGCUGAUGAUUUCCUUAAAUAUGGCUAGGAAUAUUUCAAACUUUGUUUAGAAGUCCAAUAUUGGUUGCUACCAUACGUUUAUAGCAAGAUUCAAAAAAGUUUUAUUAUCUGAGCAUUUUCUUAACAGCUAAAAAAGGCCAUACACCAACUUUGUUUACAAAUUAUUUGCUCUGAACUCAAUUAUAACUUUGCAACAAAUUUGCUAAUUUCUCAACACUUGAUUAACCCAUUUAUUAUAUUCAUUUUGAAAUCAGUGGUGUUCCCUGCAAUCGGAUUGGUUCACAGGGGUGCAAUUUCAGCACAAAUUGCACUCCUAGCAGUGUGAUUUGUACUGAAAUCGUGCACCUUCUUUCAACCAAUCACACUAGAGUGCUUACUUCAGCCAACCAAUCAUAUUUAAUCCAUUAAGCUGCAGAGUUUCUCAUUUCCAGUGGAUCAGUAAAAUCAUCUGGCGUUAGGGUGCCCCUGGGGCGGAUUACAGCUCAAAGGCUUAAUCAUAUGAUUGAAACAGCCAAUCAAUUUUAAGAAAAAUCUGAUAUUUCAAAUCAGCAAAAACAAAAAUAUUACAUGUCAUGAUUACUCUUGACUGGCUCAGCAAUUUUUUGCACAUAAAAAAUAUGGAUAGCUACAGUUAACUAUCAAAGAAUUGCAAAGAAUUUUUGACUUUUUUUAAAUUUCACAAAUAGUAACAGGCAAGUUAAGAACAAAAUUUUCUAUCAAACAUGGUCACAAUUCCAACACCAGCAGAUUUUAAUAUAAAGGCAUUAGGCAAAACAAGGUUUCAAACUCGCCUAUCGUAUUUCCAAUUUUAAACACACAAACUGCACCAAAGCUCUAUCAAAUCACUUGUAAAACCUACAAAUUAAUAUCUUUAAACUUACUUGUGUUGUCUCUUAUCCUUCAUGAAUGUCUUCAUUUCUUAACAUUUCUUACAGUAUUUUAAACAAAAGUACAAAGCUAAAGGUUCGCCUUCGCCUUGUUCGCUUAUUGUUGCUAUGCUACAGCAUUCAAGGAGGUACCGGAGGUGUGUCUUUUGCAAACAGAAACAUUUCUGCUUUCCAGUUUACAAAAAUAUUUAAUUAAAUUAAAGACCAUGUAAAGUCUGUUCUGCGCACAUAUUCUGCGCAGGCCUACAUUCCAAUGGUCAGGAACUUGUUGGGACCCGACCAUUGGAAUGUUAUUAAUAUUUCGCACCUUUCGAACUUUCUUGAAUGCAAACUCUAAUCUGUGUUAAUUUACAAGCAUAGCGGAACCAGAAGAGUGUUAAAAAAUCAGUAUAAUAUAUAUGUAAUUAUAUUUUACAACUAUAGCACUGAGUUCAAUUUUUUUUUACAUUACAGACUUUGCAUGGCCUUUAAGAUUUGAAAAUGAAUAUAAUACAGCACAAGCGGCCCAAUCUUGCAAGGGUCAGAUACAGUGGCGUAGCAGAUUCGAUAAUUGGGGGAGGACAAUCAUAUAUUUGUGUUCUGCAUUAUUGAUUUCUUUUCAUAUCAAUUGUUUACAAGGUCUGUGAACACAAAUAUAUGAAUAUUGCCCCCCUCCCAAAUUAUCGAGUUUGCUAUGCCACUGUCAGUAUAGACUUAUAGUAAUGUAUAUUAUAGUAAAAAUAUGUCGUAAAAUAUAAAUUUCGAAAUGAACUUGCCUAUUUGGUUGUGUGUUCUCCUUUUAUUCCUCUUUUGUUGGACUAAUAUUUUCCGAGACUUUACACUUGGUGGUACUAGUAUACACAAUACUACACUGAGUGCAAGGUCUUGAAAAAUAUUAGUCCAACAAAAGAGGAAUAAGAAGAGAACACACACUAUCAAAUUAAAUAAGCAAGUCAAGUUCAUUUUAAAGUUUAUAUUUUAUGACAUAUUUUUACUAUAAUAUACAUUACUAUAUUAAAGUCUAUACUGACUAUUAUGUUUUUACAAACAGUGGAUUCUUUGAAAAAAGCACUCAGAUACUCAAAAAGAGCGGAGGAGACAUCUAAUUUAGAGUCAGAUGAAAAUAGUUGAGAGAGAAAAAGGCCACAUGAGAAACCCGCACGUUAUGAGGAAUCUUCUAGUAGUAAUGAGAGUAAGUUGAUCACUUAUAUUGUAUUAUAUAUUAGCAGCGUGCUGUGUACUACAGUAUAACUAUAACAUCCAUUCAAUGAUUUUAGUGCGAGAAUUGAUCAGUCGAGAGGCAUAUGAAACAACAAGUCAAUACGAUUCAGUAAAAAUUGUCAGUCAAAAUAGUUUACUUUCACAAAUGACACAUUUUCUUGUUCAAUUAGAAUGAUUUUUACCUUUCAGGAAUACUUGUAGUGGUUUGGGAGAACUCUCUAGAUAGACUUUUUCCCAGAUGUAUUUUCCUACAUGCAUUUUUCUAUAACAUCGGUACACUCAGUAUAUAAUUUGAGACUCAGUAUAUAAUUUGAGCUUGCUUGUUUCAGGCCUGUUUAAAAUUUUAUCUCGGAAAAUGGUAAUUUAAUUAUUAAACUCAAAAUUCCUUUACUGAGUGCUUUACUCGAAUUUUUUGUCUUAUUAAGACGAUGAAAGUGAUACCCCAAGUCCAACAUCAAAGAAGCAAAGAUCUGAAAUGUCUCCUCAGUAUCCCCCUGCUCCAAGCCAGCUUGCACCAAUGAUGCCAGUACCACCAAUAUAUUUGUCAAAUAUGAAUAGUCAGCAAUCAUCAUCAUGUUCACAAAGUAUUACUUCUGGCCAAAAUUACUCGCAUGGAUUUCAUGUAACUGAGGACGCUUUUCCUGAGCGUAAUUUAAUUUCUGGAGUUAACCAGAUUUUAAGAAAUUCAAUUCCCAAUGGUAAACACUGAAAUAUUGAUUAUAUAUUGUACUUGGAAACAUAUGUAACAGCCAAUUCAAGAAAAGUUGUCCUUUGCAAAUCUAUAUAGUAAUUUAUGGCUUUGUCAGCACAUAUUGUAUGUAUCAUUCCUAAUCUUUGUUUUUUAAUGUGUUAUUAAGACAUAUUUGAAGAUCUACCAUUAAGCACACCAAACUUAAAUCCAGACUUACUUGGAACUGGUAAGUGAAACGUUUUGAUAUAUUUAAUAACUGGUAUCAUUAAUAUUUGCCUGUUCAGUUGCUUUUAUUUAAAGAUGAGUUCGUUUUAAUUACAGUAUGCAUGUGUUACAAUGAUUAUGGAUAAUAUGUCGCCUUAAUUGAAUUUUAAUUGCCCAUUUUGAUUUCAAUUUAUUUCCAGGUUCAUGUCCAACUUUCAUUGGUAAUGAAACACCAAGAUCGAGCAACCGGAGACAGGAGCAAUCGGACGGUAAGUGUUCAGAACAUUAUGGUUAUUGUGUAUAA